AAUACAAGAGAAAACCUUCAUGCUUGUGCUUACCAUCAUUACUACACACUGAACGAUUAAGUACGGUGCCACAGACGUUGGGGAUGGUGUCACAAACAAGGCGACAGCCGCCCUCCCUCGUUCCAGUGUUGCCAGGAGCCGGCCCGGCCCCUCACACCGAGUGCAGCUUCCCCGCAGCUGGGACGCUCUUCUCGCAUUCCCGCAGGCUCUAUGUCAUCCCUGGUGGGGGCCGAGGCGGCGGAGCAGACUCUGCUCGUGGGGAACUUGGAGAGUCGGGUCAGGGAGGAGAUCCUCUAUGAGCUCUUCCUGCAGGCUGGACCAUUAACCAAAGUGAUGAUUUGUGAGGACAAAGAAGGAAAACCUCAGUCUUUUGGAUAUGUCUGCUUUAAACACAAAGUAUCAGUGCCUUAUGCAAAAGCUCUGCUGGAUGGAAUCUGUUUGUAUGGAAGACCAAUUACCGUGCGGUAUUGGAGGGGGAAUUCUCCCUCACCACAACUAGACAGUUGCACAGACGGUUUUGAACACCAUAUUGACUUAGAGUCUCCUGCAGACAGGCAUGAAGAGCUUUCUGGAAAUCAUCCAUUUCCUCUUACUCCUUUGCCAGUGAACAAUAGCUUACUUCAUGAUCACCCUGGCUUUCAAGAGGUGGUCAUGAUGCAUGCAAAAUUAAGUUCUUUAAAAUUUCCUCUUAACAAUAAAACAACUGAAGUUUCUAUUUCUCUAAAUGUACCAUGUUCUGGCAUAGCAGUAUACAGUACAGAGUCCAAUGGGUUAACAAUUUCUUUAUUAGCAGUACCUUCAUACUUAUCCUUUUCUCCCUAUCAGAAUCAAACUGCACAAUUCAAGACUGCGCGGAGUUAUCCUGAAUUUGCCACAUUUAAGUGACUGUGAAGUGCACCAAGCCGGAUGAAAGAAAGAGAAAAUGGCAAAGUCGUGACAAUGACUAGUACUGAGGAGAAUAAAAGGAGACAAAGACAGUGUGGCCAAAACUGGGGGAAAAAAAAAAACCAACAAACCCAAGAAAAAGACAUAUAAAUACUGUAUAUUUUUUAUUAUUAUAUUUGCUUUCAUCUUUGAACUUUAUUAAAGAAGGAAUGUUCAAGAUCCAUAGUAUUUUUGAAAUGCAUUAUGCAUACAAACUUAGAAUAUCCUGAGUCGGAAGG
Molecule: messenger RNA, 1163 nt
Organism: Melospiza georgiana
Lineage: Eukaryota; Metazoa; Chordata; Aves; Passeriformes; Passerellidae
Gene: RBM11
Product: RNA binding motif protein 11
Exons: 5
Coding region: 211-885 (224 amino acids)
Biological process (GO): regulation of alternative mRNA splicing, via spliceosome
Cellular component (GO): nucleus
Molecular function (GO): single-stranded RNA binding
Source: RefSeq, a predicted model, not a curated record